This is a messenger RNA of Diachasmimorpha longicaudata, 2059 nucleotides long. Its product is annotated as facilitated trehalose transporter Tret1-like. Gene Ontology annotation, biological process: transmembrane transport. The coding region runs from base 404 to 1837 and encodes 477 amino acids. Lineage: Eukaryota; Metazoa; Arthropoda; Insecta; Hymenoptera; Braconidae. Gene Ontology annotation, molecular function: transmembrane transporter activity. The transcript has 4 exons. Gene Ontology annotation, cellular component: membrane. The record is from RefSeq and is a predicted model, not a curated record.
GACAGUAUAUGUGCAAGUUGUGAAUAAUAUGAAUAAAUCAUGAAAAAUAAGCGGAUACUUUUGACCAUUUUUUGCUGAGAAAUAGAAGUCUCAGAUACCAACAGCGAGAUAAUUUUUGCAUUCUUAUUAAAUUAUAUAAAUUACGAUCAAACAUGCCCAAGCCAAUGAACUUUAUCACGUAAUUGGAAAUCAAUCAGAACGGAAUUUUCAUUUAUUUUUUAUUCUAGUAUAGUAGAAUUGAUAAGAAAUGAAUGUAUACAUCUCAUAAAUGUCAACAAAUACGGGAGGGAGAGAAUCACGUGGAAUUUAUUCCAUUCGUGUUCCAUCUCUCGUCGAGAUAAGUCUAUCCGCAUUUCACCCGUUAUUUUGAUAAAUUCCGAUCAAGCUACUUGAUGAACCAGCUAUGCAACAAGACGUCUCAGUACCCGGAAAAUGGCAACAAUUAGUCUCAACGCUUAUAGUAAAUCUUCCGGCAUUUUUGGUUGGACUCUCAUACGGCUGGUCAUCGACAAUGAUUCCAGGUCUACAGAUCGAAAUGACUUCAGUAUUAGCAGACCCUAUAACCGAGGAUGAAGCCUCUUGGUUAGUUUCAGCAUUGGGUUUUGGACCUCUGUUCGUCAUUCCAUUCUGCGGAAGCUUCUGUGAGCGCUACGGGCGAAGAAUCACCGGCUUCGUCGUAUCUGUUCCUUACAUCGCCAGUUGGCUAUUCAUCCUCUUCGCGGACAAUUUCUACCACAUUCUGGUAGCACAAGCCUUGAAUGGAGCAGCUAACGCUAUGUCCAUCUUCUUUGCUCCACUUUACGUAGCUGAGAGUGUCAGUGACAGUAUUAGAGGACAACUUGGUUCUCUUUUUGUGUUGAACUUAAAAAUUGGUACCGUCUGCGGUUACAUUUUAGGUACUGUACUGUCCUACACAAUGUUCGCAUUAUGUGGUCUAAUUAUACCACUAUUGUACGUGAGUGGACUCUUUGUCCUCCCCGAAACACCAGUUUAUCUAGUCAGAAAGCGACGAUUUGACGAAGCAAUCAGGUCUCUCAUGUGGUUCCGGGGAAAUGAUAAAUCAGCUGUGAACAUUGAACUAGCAAAAUUGUGCGAGUUUCAUAAUCAGAAGAUGGAGAGAGAGUCUGUCGAAAUGAAACAUCUGUUGAGAAGUCGAGGAUUUAUCAAAGGAUUUGUAAUAGCUCUGACAGUGAUACUGUGUCAGCCAGCAUGUGGAAUGAGUAUUUUGCUGUCGUACACCGUCACUAUAUUCAUUAUGGCAAAAAGUUCAGUAGAUCCCAAUCUAGCGACAAUUGCAGUCGGAGUGAUGCAAGUGAUUGGAGUUGGAAUAGCGACAUUGACAACAGAACGUGCUGGAAGACGACCACUUCUCAUGGUGUCCGCUGCUGGUGUUGCCUUGUGCUAUUUUAUUCUGGGAUUAUUCCUAUUAAUUCAGACGUGGGAUUAUGACGUGUCCCUCUUCAAUUGGAUACCUCUAGUAGUGUUAUCCGCAUCCGGUGUUAUUUAUUCCAUUGGCAUGAGUUCCAUUCCGUUCAUAGUUGCCACCGAGGUAUACCAUCCACGUCUAGCGAGCACAUGUCACACCAUCAUUCUGUUCAUCAUGUUCUUAUUCACAGGUUUUAUUAUGAAAACGUUUCCUAUUAUUGUCAAUGCAAUUGGCCUCGACAAAUGCUUCUGCAUGUUUGUCAUACCUUGUGUGUAUAUAUUUUUUUUCACGUGGUUUGUGAUACCGGAGACCAAGGGAAAGAGUAAGAAGACUAUUCUUGAAGAUUUAGACGGAUUGCGGGGGGAAAAUAGUGGAGAAAGUCAUGUAAAAUCUGUGAUUGUACAGUCUUGAGCGACUUAGACAGGAAAAGACACUGUGAUACUAUCCUAUUAGUAAAUAAAUAUGUUGUACCAGUAGAAUCUAUUCACAGAAUAAGCGAUCUGUCACGAAUAUUGAAGUUUAUACUGACAUAAUUAAAUGUGUAUAAAUAGAUAAAUUAUGAGGAGCUCAUCCACCCCUCCCCCAUAUUUUUUUAAUUAAAAAAGGAUUCAGUUAAUAAACUUUAUCAGCAUA